AUGGCGUCGGUGGAAGUUGAACGUGCCAAGUUGGAAUCUAGCAUACGUAAUUUAAAAUUGUCUGGUCAUGUUGGAUUCGACAGUCUUCCAGAUCAGUUGGUGAAUAAAUCUGUCCAAAAUGGAUUUGUAUUUAAUAUUCUCUGCAUUGGUGAAACUGGACUUGGAAAAUCCACUCUUAUGGAUUCCUUGUUUAAUACAAGCUUUGAAUCCACUCAGAGCCCACAUAAUCUUCCUUCUGUGAAGCUUAAAGCCCAUACUUAUGAACUACAAGAGAGUAAUGUGAGGCUAAAGCUUACCAUUGUUGAUACUGUUGGAUAUGGAGAUCAAAUUAAUAAGGAGGAUAGCUUUAAAGCUGUUGUUGAUUACAUAGAUGCACAAUUUGAGGCAUAUUUACAAGAAGAACUGAAGAUAAAGCGUUGUCUAGCAGCUUAUCAUGAUAGCCGUAUCCAUGUGUGCCUAUAUUUUAUUUGUCCAACUGGUCAUGGGUUGAAGUCAAUUGAUCUUGUAUGUAUGAAAAAGCUUGACACAAAAGUUAACAUAAUUCCAAUUAUUGCUAAGGCUGAUACAAUAUCAAAAACAGAGUUGCAAAAAUUCAAGAGUAAAAUUAUAUCUGAACUGCAAAAUAAUGGAGUUCAUAUUUAUCAAUUUCCCACUGAUGAUGAAAGUGUGGCAGAAGUAAAUACUAGUAUGAAUGCUCAUGUACCUUUUGCAGUUGUUGGUAGCACCGAUUUUGUUAAAGUUGGGAACAAAAUGAUGCGUUCUCGUCAAUAUCCAUGGGGAACAGUGCAAGUGGAAAAUGAAUCUCACUGCGAUUUCGUUAAAUUGCGCGAAAUGCUGAUCAGAACAAAUAUGGAGGAUAUGAGAGAAAAAACGCACUGUCGCCAUUAUGAACUUUAUCGUAAAAAGAGAUUGGAACAGAUGGGAUUUAGCGAUGUUGAUAGUGAAAACAAACCGGUUAGCUUCCAGCAAACCUGUGAAGCAAAGAGAUCAAUUCACUUGCAAGAGCUCCAACAAAAGGAAGAUGAAAUGCGACAAAUGUUCGUAGUACGGGUAAAAGAAAAAGAGGCUGAAUUAAAGGAAGCAGAAAAAGAGCUGCAUAAUAAGUUUGAUAAGCUGAAAAAGGAUCAUACGGAAGAGAAGAAGAAGUUGGAAGAAAGUAGAAAAAAACUCGAGGACGAUAUCCUAGAAUUUAAUAGACGGAAAACUCAGUUCGCUCAGCAACCCCAACACCAUACCUUGACACUUGGAAAGAGCAAGAAAAAAUAAGUGUCCAUUAUUGAACACUCUAACAAAUAAAUACUACGCCACAAUUUCUAACGUUAUAGAUACGAGUAUUAUUAUUUUAGUUAUUCGAAACAGGUCUACUGAAAUUAAAUCAUCCAAAGUGUCCAGGCGCUGCAGGAUUUGUAGUAUUCUCGUAUAAUAUCUGUAAUUAUAGGUUUUAUUUAUGUCAGACUGAUCAUUGCGACAAAAGUGAUAUUUACCAAA
This is a messenger RNA of Osmia lignaria (orchard mason bee), 1488 nucleotides long. RefSeq names its product septin 2 (gene Septin2). NCBI's taxonomy places the organism in Eukaryota, Metazoa, Arthropoda, Insecta, Hymenoptera, Megachilidae. The record is from RefSeq and is a predicted model, not a curated record. Gene Ontology annotation, molecular function: GTP binding.